AUGGAUGGGACAAAUCGUCGCCCUGGCGUUGACCGCCACGUCUCGCGAAACAGCGCCAACCCCGAAGACAUUAUUCUCGGACCUCCUCGAACCGCCUUCGCCUCUGCGACCCUGCGCAAUGGCAAGCCUUUUGACAAUGACAAGGGCCUCAAGGACGCUGACUCGCCCAGCCGCUUCAAUUUCCGCAAUCGCAAUGGUGACACCCCCGAAAGCGACCGCUUCCGCGACUCGAGAAACACAAACUUUGGUCGUCGUCGCGGCGACGGUGAUCCACAGGAUCAGGAGGGAUGGAGUACGGUGAAGCCGCGCAAGAGCUUCGGGCAUGAGGGCGCCGAGCGCUUCCAAGGUCGCAUGGGCGCUGGUGGUGGCGAUAGGCUUCCCAAUGAGCGCCGUCCCCGUGAUCGCGAUGACCGCGAGGGCCCCAGAGAUCGUACCCACCGCACCUUCGACCAUCACGACAAGGAGCAUGAUAACGAGGAAGCUGAGCCGCGGCUUCGAAAUGGUCUUAGCAGGGGCAAGUCGGAGCCCUGGUUCAAGAACGAUAACAGCACCGCCAGUAACAAUACCAACAAUGCCAACACUCCAGAGAAGCCUCCGUUGACGGCUCGCGAGCGCAUUGACCGGGCCAAGAGCUGGAGAGACCGAAACCGGGAGGCUGAGCCCGUCGAAGAAAAGAGCACUGGCAGGAACUAUGAGCGUCGCUGGGAGCGCGGCGAACAUAGACAAGAGCGAGAGCCCGAAUGGUUUGACGAACCUGCUGGAGAAAAGGCAGGAGGCCACACGGAAGAGGAUUUCAAGAAAUUCAUGGAAAGCAUGAAGGCGAGUCGCAACGGUCCUGCCGAGGACAAAGCGCCAGCUGCCGCAGUCGAGGCUGCAAUCAAAGCAGAGCAGCCAGCUGUUGCUUCCGCACCCGCUGUGGAGAUUGGCCCUGACCAAUUCUUCCUCAAGUUCGCUUCUACUGCUGGCUUAGACGUCAGCUCCCCGAGCGAGCCCAAGAGAGAGACUCCUUCCAAGUCUAAGACAGGCGGUGGCAAGUCCUCUCGGUUCACCUCAUUCUUCAAUGCCCCUCAGGAUGACCCCACCCAACGAAUGAAGACGGAGCCUUCAACGCCCAUGGCUGGCCUUCCUUUCGGUGGCCCUGAUCUAUCUGGACCGGCUCCCGACAACGAGAAGCAAGCUUUCCAAGCAUUGCUCAUGAAGUUGCAGCGGUCAAACCUUCAAUCAGCCACGCCGCCUGCUUCGCAACCAUUCCAGGAGCCUCCCCCGCCUGCCCGUGAGCAUGCUCCUUCCAGCUCCGUCGCGUCGCCCGAGCCAUUUCAGCAGUAUGGCGGCGAGCGCAGAGAGGACCCCCGCCCUCGCAUGCCGCAGGGAUCCAUGUCUAUGUCCGACAUUCUUGCCCCGCGUCCAACGAUGCCUCACCAGCAGCAGCCGCCUGCUGCUCGUCAAGACCAACUGCUCCAGGAGCUGGUCGGACAGCGCCACCAGGCUUCAAGCCAGGGAUCCGGCCGAAUGGAACCAAACCAAGGCCGCAACAUGAGCAACACCGAGUUCUUGAUGAACUUGAUGAGGAACCAGCCAGAACCCCCACGAACGGAGCAGCAACUCCUCAUGCGCAUGCCGCAACCUCAGCGCGCCGCUCAGAUCCCGCAUGCUCCAGACCGCGAGCCCGACUUCCAGCAGGGACUUCCGCAGGGCGGCCGUGGUUCUCAGCGCCAGAUGCGUGGUCAAGGCCCGCCUGGCUUCAUGGACGAGAGUUUCCACCACCCUGAGCCAGAAGCGCGCAUGCAACCCACGCAGAUCUUGCAACGUCCUCCCCCGCCUCCCGGUUUGGACCAAAUGAACCCCAACUGGAUGCAGCAGGGCGGCGGCGGUCCUCCCAUGCCCCCUCAACAGAGAUCCAUCAUUCCGCCUCCUGGUCUUGCUGGUGGUCCUGGCCGCAAUCACCCGAUGGCCGCUAUGUUCCCCCCGAACUUCCCUCCUGGAGCCUUCCCUCCUCCUGAGGCCAUGGCAGGUCCCCCACCACGCAAUAUGCCUCCUCCCCCGGGCUUCUUCGGUGGUCCCCCUCCCGGAUUUAUCCCUCCCCCCGGAAUGCCUGGCUUUCCUGGUCCGGCUGGACCCGAUGGUCAUGGCUUCCCCUUUGACGGACGUAUGCCUCCCGGCGCCGCUCAGGCGUUCCGGAGACAGUAA
This is a messenger RNA of Colletotrichum fioriniae, 2187 nucleotides long. NCBI's taxonomy places the organism in Eukaryota, Fungi, Ascomycota, Sordariomycetes, Glomerellales, Glomerellaceae. The record is from RefSeq and is a predicted model, not a curated record.